Molecule: messenger RNA, 1080 nt
Organism: Naegleria fowleri
Lineage: Eukaryota; Heterolobosea; Eutetramitea; Acrasida; Naegleriidae
Exons: 3
Coding region: 1-1080 (359 amino acids)
Biological process (GO): protein phosphorylation
Molecular function (GO): ATP binding; protein kinase activity
Source: RefSeq, a predicted model, not a curated record
AUGAAAGACAAUGAAGAUGGAUUUGUGGAAAUUGAAAAAGUAGAUUCAGCUACAGAACAAUUCCAUCAACAACAGGAACAACAACCUGUCAUGCCCUCCAUUUACACAACCCUCACCAAGCAACAAAUGUUUCAAAAUAUUACAAAAAGUUUUCGUGGAGAAGAAUCAUUUGCUACCGAUCAACCACAAGAGUUUCAACCAUUAGAUAAUUUAUCCUCUCGACUUCGGUGUACUUCACUCGAUUGCAUUGAAUUGGGAAAUUUUGUUGGAAAAGGGGGAGAAGGAAGAGUUUACUCUGGACGGUGGAAAAAGUCGCAAGUGGCCAUCAAAGUAAUUUCGCAUCCAUACAUGACAAAAACACUCGCUAAUCAUCUCGAUCUCAUUAUGAACAUUUCGAAUAGUUAUUGCAUUCCACAUCAUGCCUAUACGUAUGAUUCUGAUAAUUCAAAACUUUAUAUUAUUAUGGAAAAGAUGGAUUGCAGUUUGUGGGAAUUUAUCAUUGAAAAUAAGAAGCGCCUGAGUGUGAAAGAAAAAAUUGAAAUUUUUUUGUGCAUUUCGAAGGGAAUGUUUUAUUUACAUGACAUGAAACCUCCUAUUUUGCAUUUGGAUUUAAAGUUGGAAAAUAUUUUAAUGAAUGUUGGACAGAAUGGAAAGCCAAGUCACGUGAAAUUGACAGAUUUUGGUCUUGCUCAAUUUAAAACGACAGAUUUAUUGGUGUUGGAUUCUCCUUUGGGGACAUUACGGGCGAUUAGUCCUGAAAUUUUGAGGAAUGGAGAAUGUUCUGAAAAGUGUGACGUGUAUUCGUUCGGAAUUCUCAUGUAUGAAUUAUUAUUUUCCAAAGUUGCCUAUGUGGACGAAGACGACUCCGUUGAUGGCAAUGAAAUGAUUUUAAUGGCAGUGGCCAAUCAAAACAGAAGACCUAAAAUUCCACUCAUUCACGACAAGUAUUGUGACAAUGAACAAGAACUUCCUUUAUUUGAGGAAUUGUUGGAUUUGAUGCAAAAGUGUUGGAACAACUCUCCAAGCGAAAGACCAAGCUUUGAUGACAUUACCUCAACUCUUGAGAAGUUGUUGCUUUAA